Messenger RNA from Musa acuminata subsp. malaccensis (wild Malaysian banana), 1378 nucleotides. RefSeq lists its product as uncharacterized. The record is from RefSeq and is a predicted model, not a curated record. NCBI's taxonomy places the organism in Eukaryota, Viridiplantae, Streptophyta, Magnoliopsida, Zingiberales, Musaceae.
UUCCUUUCUCGAAGCCCAUGCUUGCGUUUCUUCCAACCCAACUCCAUUCUUGCCUCUUUCUUAUCUGCCCCUUUUCCCUUCUCUGCAAGUAGUGAUAGCCCCACAGGCAAGUGAUGGCCCGAGCCGUAACGUCGGCGUGGCCGGACAUGCUUGCCGGCGUUAUCUUGGAGUCCAGGCGCGUCGUCGCCGCCCACACCCGCCACUUCCUCGCCCUCUCCGUCCUCUUCCUCCUCCCUCUCUCGUCUCUGCUCGUCGCCGCCCCGUCCAUUCUCUUCCCCUCCGCCGCCGCCGCCGCCAUCUCCUUCUCCUCCUCCCCCUCCCCUGCCCUCCUCCGCUUCCACCACCACCACCGCCGCCCCUCAGCCCCCGGCGUCGUCGCCCUUUACUCCUCCGCGGCCCUCCUUCUCCUACUUUCCGCCUCCGCCGCCGUCUCCAGCAGCGUCCACCGCGGCUUCUAUGGCCGCCCUGUCAAGCUCCUGCCGGCCCUCCGAUCCCUCCCUGCCCCCCUCGCUCGCCUCCUCCUCACCCUCGCCGCGGCUCUGCUCCCCCUCACCGCCCUCGCCCUCCUCCUCGCCUCCCUUCUCAUCCUUUCCCUCAAAGCCCUCGCCGUUCUCCGCCUACCCCCUUCCUUUUCCUCCUUCGCCUACUUGCUCUUCGUCGCCGUCGCCAUCCUUAGCCUCAUUAUUCUCCAACUCAAUUGGUCGCUUGCCGGUGUCAUCGCAACUUUGGAGUCGUGUUGGGGUUUUGCGCCGCUCCGGCGGAGUGUUGAUCUGAUAAAAGGGAUGAGAUUGGCUUCUCUCUGCCUCCAUCUCUUCUUUGCGACAGCAAUUGGACUCACGCUGUCGGGCUUCAGCUUGGUUAAGUCGGGAAGGCCCGAGGGGGGAUGGCGUGAGGUGGUGCCGGUGGUCGCCAGGACUGUGUUUGGGUCGGGAAUCACGGCAGUGUUGUUGCUGUGUUGGAUGGUGACAGGUGCAGUGUUGUACAUGUACUGUAAGGCACUACAUGGAGAGCUCGCAGGAGAGAUCGCAGAGGAGUUCUCGUCAGAGUAUGUAUUCCUUCCUUUUGACGAGCACAAUGUCCCGCAUGUUGUUUCAGUGAUUCACCAGUGAACGGGAGAGCUUUUGAACUACACGCUUUGGGAAAUUGAGCUGGUUUCCUUUGGUUUUCUAGCUUCAAGGCAGCAUCAUGGUGGCUGUAAGUAUGUUAUUGUGUUAAAGAUCAUCACAUGCCCAAACUUAGAACUUCAAUGCAUACACUGGUAAAUCUUGUAAGUCCAACAUUGUGAAACAAAGGAUUAUCUACUUCUGAAUCUUGUAAACAUUUUAACAUCUCAAACUUGUUCUUUGGAAAUGCAUUGGUCAGAUAUGAAUCGCCUGCA